AAAUAAAACAUAUUUAGGUCCUUUAGGAUCUUAUAUUAAAUUAGAUAAUACUUACCUUAUUUCUAGACUUGUCAAAUUUUCAAAAUCUGGCAAGAUUAUGGUAAAGGCAACUGAUAUAGAACAUUUAAAAAUUUCAAAUUAUAUUAUAUUUGAAAGUUCUACCUCAAUACCAUCUAGCACUAGAUUAAUUAUUGAUAUCAUUGCUGAUGAUAUUGAAUUUCAAAAAUAA
This is a messenger RNA of Dentiscutata erythropus, 229 nucleotides long. NCBI's taxonomy places the organism in Eukaryota, Fungi, Glomeromycota, Glomeromycetes, Diversisporales, Gigasporaceae. The record is from the annotation of a GenBank genome assembly.